CACAGGUAUAAAAUGCGUGUGCAGGCUGCCUCAUUGACGAGUACUAUCAUCAUGAAUUUUAAAUUUGUAUUGGCUUCAUUUGGUCUCAUGUGCGUAGGUGUUGCCUCAGGUUCCUCCUCAACCACCUGCUAUAGUUGCUUUGGUGUAUACAACCAGUCUGCUGAAGACGUUAUCAAUUGCCGUUACUUUGUUAAUAUUACCGCAACUGACACUUGUUUAACAGCACCUGCAUAUUGCAUAUUUUAUUACGGAAGAGACGCAAAUUCCGUUGCCUAUUCGGGGAGAAUGUGUUCUCCCAAAGAUUGUGAUUCUCUUAAGGCAACGACGAGCGGAGGAAACUUACUGCACUGUUCGCAGUGCCAAAGCAACUAUUGCAACACCGACAAAUUUUGAUCGAUUGAGCAUUAGACCAAGUCUGUAUAAGGAUUGUGAAUGGUUUUGCAUACUAC
This is a messenger RNA of Photinus pyralis (common eastern firefly), 449 nucleotides long. RefSeq lists its product as uncharacterized. The record is from RefSeq and is a predicted model, not a curated record. The transcript is spliced from 3 exons. Bases 13 to 393 code for a protein of 126 amino acids. NCBI's taxonomy places the organism in Eukaryota, Metazoa, Arthropoda, Insecta, Coleoptera, Lampyridae.